This is a messenger RNA of Telopea speciosissima, 915 nucleotides long. RefSeq lists its product as uncharacterized. The coding region runs from base 1 to 915 and encodes 304 amino acids. The transcript is spliced from 3 exons. The record is from RefSeq and is a predicted model, not a curated record. Lineage: Eukaryota; Viridiplantae; Streptophyta; Magnoliopsida; Proteales; Proteaceae.
AUGGAAAGCAUGUACAGGAUUGAAGAGACUUUAGAAAAGUAUGCAUAUAAGAGAGAAAAGACAAGUGGUUUGUGCCAACAUGUUUACAAGGUUUUUAUCUCCAAGGAGAGUGAUGACUCCUCAUCUGAUUCAGAGAUUGAUGAAGAUUCAGAUAGUGCUAUCAGUGAGUGUCUAUUCAUGGCUUAUAGAAUCAAUAAGGAUGAAAAUCAGCCUUCUGAAGAGACAGAGGAAAUGGAAGUUGUAGUGGAUCUUGAGGGUGAGUUGGAAGAGGCUCUUGAGAAGCUUGAUAUUGAGAAGAAAAAGAAUAAGAAGCUGGUCAAGGUCUGUAUGAAACAAGAAAAGGAAUUGGAGAGUUUGAAGGAUAGCCAAACAACUUUGAAUGAUCUUAAGACUCAACUUGCAUUCAAGGUUACUCACUGCAACAAGCUUGCUCAAGAAAAUGAGGUUCUUCAAAGCCAAAUCAAAGAGUAUGAAGACAAAAUCAACAACUAUGAGCUGAUUCUUGGUCACCUUGCUAAGAAUUGCAAACAACCCAUCUAUUUCUCUCCCAUAAAGAAGUCAAUUCAAAAGAAGACUACAACUGGUUCAGAUGGGAAGAAGCAAGUUAAGAAGGUUUGGAUUGGAAAAGUUUCAAGAGGAAAGAGUAUUAACUCUUUGGUUGUUCAAACUGCUUUUAGAGCUCAAGACAAGGCUGUUCCAUGGAUCCUUGAUAGUGGUUGUUCAAGUCACAAGACUGGUGACAAGUACAAGUUUGCAGAGCUUAACCAAUAUGAGGGAGGGUCUGUUAAGUUUGGAAACAGUGAGAGUACCAAGAUAGUUGGUAAGCGCAUAGUGCAUCUAGAUGAUGGGAAAGUAAAGACAUCUGAUGUUUUAUAUGUUUCAGGUUUGAAGCAUAAUCUUCUCAGCAUUAGUUAA